Molecule: messenger RNA, 3109 nt
Organism: Rhineura floridana
Lineage: Eukaryota; Metazoa; Chordata; Lepidosauria; Squamata; Rhineuridae
Gene: SERGEF
Product: secretion regulating guanine nucleotide exchange factor
Exons: 11
Coding region: 115-1332 (405 amino acids)
Source: RefSeq, a predicted model, not a curated record
CUGCCGUUAGCCCAGGAGAACCACUGGCCACGCCAACUUCCGACGGCAGGGGGGACGCUCUGCAGCUAAUUCUAUGGGUGCUUCCGGGAGUGGCACCUCCUGUUUCGCCAUGUUAUGGACGCUAUACGCGAGGAGACGACACAGGCGCUGUUCGCUUGGGGAGCAAACAGCUAUGGACAACUUGGUCUUGGCCAUAAAGAAGAUGUACUUGUGCCCCAGGCCCUGAGGGAAUUUCCCUGUAGUCAGAAAAACAUCAAAAGUAUAACUGGAGGAGGAGGACAUUCUGCAGUUCUUACUGACACUGGAGAACUCUUUUUAUGUGGCCAAAAUAAAGAUGGGCAGUUGGGACUUAGUCACACUGAAGAUGUAAAACAUUUUACACUAUGCACUUCUCUUUCUGAUUGUCCAGCUGUUCAAGUUGCCUGUGGUUGGGAUUUUACCAUCAUACUUGCAGGAAAUGGCCAGGUAUUAUCUUGUGGAUCAAAUUCUUUUGGACAACUUGGAGUUCCUAAUAUUUCAGGAGGAAAUGCUGUCCCACAGAUAAUUAAAACUUUACAGGAUAAUGUGGUUAAUGUUGCUGCUGGACUCAGACAUGCACUAGCUGUUACUGAAAAUGGUUCAGUUUUCCAGUGGGGAGUUGGCAUGGCAUCUCAGGCAGAGCGGGCAUCCCAAGGAAAAAUGGUUCCACCUUUUUUGAGGGCAAAAGAACCUUGCAAAGUAACAGGACUAGAAAACAUCAAAGUGAAGAGCAUCACAUCUGGGUCAUACCAUGUAACAUCUCUCACAGAUGAAGGAGAGAUAUAUGUUUGGGGGAGCAAUAAACACAAGCAGUUAGUUUGCAAAGAUGAUUUUCUUUUGAAACCCCAGAAGAUAGAAACCCACUAUUUUUUUGGUGAAAAAGUCAGAAGAGUCUGGAAUGGAUGGACACACAUGGUGGCGCAAACAGAAACAGGGAAGGUCUAUACUUGGGGUAGAGGAGACUAUGGUCAGCUUGGAUGGAGCGGAAUGCUACAUAAAGAAAAGCAACAGGAUGGAAAGAGAUCAACAGAACACUGUUUGAAACAGCCAAUUGAAGCUCCUGUUCGAGUACCCAGCCUCACUGGAGCAUCUGAGAUUGCAUGUGGUUCGGAGCACAAUCUAGCAAUAGUUGGAAAUCAGUGUUUUUCCUGGGGAUGGAAUGAACAUGGAAUGUGCGGCGAUGGAGCACAAGCAAACGUCUGCCUUCCUCAGCCUCUUGGGGCUCUUAGUUCUACAAAACUCCUUUUAAUUGGAUGUGGAGCUGGACAUUCCAUGGCAUUUUGUCAUUUACCUCGCUUAAACUUCCUACAAUAGAAAAGUCAACAUGAUUUAAAGCACUACAAUUUGAUGUGCUAAAAUCAGAGCUUGAAAAAGUUACUUUUUUGAACUACUACUCCCAUCAGCCCAGUCCAAUGGCCAUGCUGUCUGGGGCUGGUGGGAGUUGUAGUUUAAAAAAGUAACUUUUCCAAGCUCUGAAAAAUGUAUAUAUGGCUAAACAAGGUUGUGAAAAUAAUUGGGAAGUCUAAGUGCUGGCUUAGAAUCAAACAAAAAGAAGUUGUCUUUUAAUGCUCUUAAACAACAACAGCUCACUGAAAGAAAAUCUUUCUUGAUGAAAGUUGGCAGAAUCGAGUGAAAGCUAGUCAUGAUGACUUGGUCCUGUUGAAAGCCAAGAAUUAUACGUGGUUACAGUUAACUCAUUAAUUUCUAUGGGAGAUGGACAUGCUCAGCAUUUGCUAGAUUGCAUCCAUUUUGUUUAAAUAUGUUAUUUUGCCUGGUUCAUUUUAAAAAGGAGAGGAUGAAUGCUUUUUGUGUAUGGUGAAAAAGAGGAAAACAUUUUAGGUCUGCUAAAAUGAAGCAGAAUGUGCCUUGCCUCUUUACUGCUGUAGAAGAGUACAUGGGCACUGCAGCUUUGGUGAUAGUAAAUAUAUCAGAGCAUAUUUCUCAGUACCAGAGCUUGGAAAAGUUACUUUUUUGAACUACAACUCCCAUCAGCCCAAUCCAGUAGCCAUGCUGGCUAGGGCUGAUGGGAGUUGUAGUUCAAAAAAGUAACUUUUCCAAGCUCUGCUCAGUACUGGUGAUUCCUAAUCAGCCUGUCAUGUCACCCUCAGUACAUCAAAUUUCUAUUACAUAUGGAAUAUGUGUAUGUGUAGCUGCUAUAUUCUUGGGUCUCUAUAGAUUUCUCCAAUCUCUAGUUUGCACUUUAAUGCAUGUUGAAUGCAUAUUGCUGUGCCACACAUCCUGACUGCAUUCAAAAGGGCCUUGUGAACUGGCUAAAAUUCUCAGUGAGGCUUCAAAUGGGCCAUAGAGAUCAAUUCUCUCUAGUCAUUCACACAAAAGAUACAUUUUCCCAACCCUUCUCCUUUGUUCUCUUGCCACCCCGCCACCCCAAUCUAAAACCACUUUUAAAAAAUUCCAAGUUCCACAAGUUAGCCUCCAAAUAUAUUAAUAUAUUUGCUAUGCAAUGGAAGGGGCACAGAGAUAGAAAUCUCCAUAGCUCUAAUAGGCUUUAACUCAUUUUUCCUUUUCUAGUUUAUUUACAUUUAAAAAGUGAACUUUAUUUUCCUGGGACUUGGUUCUCCGUUGUACAAUAUGCUGAGCAGUUCUUACUAUGGAUAAGAAGAGGGCAGCCUUGUGUGUGCAUGGAGCUCUGUGUGCAGUAUGGAAUCCCUCACAUGUACACUCAGUUAAAUGAAUCAUAAUUACCAGAUUAAGUGCCAGCUUCAGAAGUGGGUUGCUGGCUGGGGCAGAACUACUUUGCCAGGUUCCCAGUAAGUGACUCAUUGUUGCUGACUGAGAGGGAGGGGAGAAGUGGUCGGUGUGGUGCAAAUGCACUGGAGGAGCCAAUCUAGUGUUCCUGCCAUUCCAUUUGCAUUGCAAUGAUGACCCCACUGCCUCGCCCCAGUAAGCAAGUGACUUACCUGCUAGGAAGCUAUUGUAGCAGCUCUGCCCUGCUUGGCAAGCCAUUUCUGGCCAGCUUAAUAUGAAAACUUGCCAUGCAUUUUGCAUUGUAGCUUGAUUCCAUCUCAAUUUAAAUGUACUCAUCUAUCUGCAUACAACCAUGUUAGAAAGUUCAUUAAAUAGGAUUGAUUUA